Mustela lutreola (European mink) is the source of this 1227-nucleotide messenger RNA. RefSeq names its product interleukin-36 gamma-like. The transcript is spliced from 6 exons. The record is from RefSeq and is a predicted model, not a curated record. NCBI's taxonomy places the organism in Eukaryota, Metazoa, Chordata, Mammalia, Carnivora, Mustelidae. Gene Ontology annotation, molecular function: cytokine activity. Gene Ontology annotation, biological process: cytokine-mediated signaling pathway; cellular response to lipopolysaccharide; positive regulation of gene expression. The coding region runs from base 202 to 795 and encodes 197 amino acids.
AGAGGAAAGAGAGCACACGCAGGGGGAGCAGCGAGAGGAGAGGGAGAAGGAGGCUCUCCACUGAGCAGGGAGCCCGAUGUGGGGCUCAAUUCCAGGACCCUGGGAUCAAGACCUGAGCUGAAGGCAGACACCUAAUGACUGAGACAACCAGGUCCUGCCUUUCAUCCCAGGCCCUUGCUGAGUCAUUUCAUUGUGUUAAAAAUGUCAUUUUUGAAGGACUUCGGUGUGAAAACGGAGUCUGAAGACCUGGGAAGAGAUGAGCCCCAGUGCUGCUCAGAAGACUUCACCAGAAGCCUCUCGGAGCCAAACAUGAACCUCCCCACAAUGAGUUCUCCCUAUUCACUGAGUCAACCUCAUACUGGGGAGGUAUCCGACUUGAAUCAGCAGGUGUGGGUCCUUCAGGGUCAGACCAUUGUGACAGUUCCACGGAGUAACAGUGUGAUCCCAGUAACUGUCACUAUUGUCCCAUGCAAGUAUCCAGAAUCACUGGAGCAAGGCAGAGGCGUUCCCAUUUACUUGGGAAUAGAGAAUCCAGAAAUGUGUCUGUCUUGUGAGGACAUUGAAGGGCAGCCCACCUUGCAACUGAAGGAGGAGAAGAUCUUGCGUCUGUACAAUGAAGUGGAGCCCGUGGAUCCCUUCCUCUUCUACCGCUUAGAGAUUUACAGUACUUCUACCUUUGAGUCUGUGGCCUUCCCUGGCUGGUUCAUUGCCUCCUCUGACAAAGGCCACCCCAUCUUCCUCACUUCACACCAGGGGGAAAAUAAUGUUAACUUCAAUUUAAGUAUCAAUGCUUGAACUCAGGCUGGAGGGGAUAUCUUGGUCAGAAAUAUUUGUAUUAAAUUUUGUAGUUACCAGCAUGCUUUCCUCUAUACUGUCUCCGUGUCAUUUCACAUCAAUGCUCAGAGGUGGGCAGGACCCUGUUAUCACCGUAUUUUAUGAAUGACUUCAUGACAACUGAGGCAUAGAAUGUGGGCUCAGACAUAGAAGGGAGGGGUGAUGAAAGGUUCUCCUCUCAGGCUGAAGCUGUUCAUCCCACAGCCAUCCCACAGUGUGAGUAUGAGGAUGUUUGGACCCAAAGACAUUAGGGCAUUCCCUGGGGGUGGAUAUGGAGAAGGUUGGAGCUCAUGAAUCUUACCCAGAAUUGGGUAACUAGCACGGAACUGAUUGUUUUUUGUUUUGUUUUGUUUCCUUUCCUAUUUGGAUUACAUUUUCCAUAUAGUUUGUAUA